AUGAGUGACUGGGUGUUGAAGGGCAUAAGAAGCAUCUCAGCUAACUGCUGUAUUGUCUGGAAUACCCAGCUAUCACUGUAUCUGAUUGCCACAGGAAGAGGUGUUGCAGUUUGCCGUCCAGUCGAUGGACAGCGAAUCAUGACGCUAAGUUGGAGGAGUGACGAAUUGCCAAUUGGCUACCAAUGGGAGACGAUGCAUGGACGUUUAUUUGCUCUAUUUUUCCAAAAUGGCAUUAUAAGAAUUUAUGACGCCUCCAUCACAGGCAAAAUGCAAACCUCUCUUUCGCUCAAUACAAACCACCUUGAUUUUGUAAUAUGGGAGAGCGUCGUCUGGUCCAAUAAGAAUAAGAUGCUGCAGAUCUUUGACAUUGACACUACUGAGUUGAUGCCUCAACUUAUCAAGCUUGUAAAGGAUGCAAGGCAACUUGCCAUGGUUUCUGUCGAUAUGGAAAGACCGCCAUGGACUAAACUUGGAGAUGACGAGUCGUACAUCUUCUUAGGGCAUGAUCAAGAGUCUAAGGAUUAUGUUCUUUCAAUUGACGGUCUGAUUGAUGUCGCUUUCACUGCCGAGAUAUCUGAAAUCUCUAAGAUUCUAGCUCAUGGGAAGCAUGGAAAUUACGUCUGCCUCGGGAAAGAUAUGGCAGUUCAACACAUUUGUCUUGACUUCUUGGAUUGCCCUUUGACAAGAGAAAUAAUCAAAACUUGUAGCAAGAUCAAAUUUCUUUGUGAUUAUCUUGUCCAGAAUAUUGAGUUAUUGAGGUCUGAGCUGCUGCUGCCGUAUCAGACGUUCAUUGCUAAAGUCAGUGAGGCUUAUGAAAAUGACCUAGCCGCUGCGCUUUUAGACGUACUGUUCACGGGCUAUGUGCCGUCUGAGUUGGAAGAUUGGCUAUGUAACACGAUUGGUGACAAGAAUCUAAGGAAAUGGAAGCACUUGAGUUCCAAAUUGUACACUGAUUUGAACAAAAUUAUGGUAUUGACUAUUGUCCCAGCAUGUGAGCGACUGAUCCUCUGUGGCGAAAGAUUACAUGGCAUAAUAAGAGGUCUAAAGCUCCUGAAGUUCGGAUUUGAAGCUGAUGGGUCAGGAAUCGACGCAGUUGAAGUCGAUGAGUUCGUUGAGCUGUGUCAAGAGAUGUUGGAAUUGACACUGAAAAGCGUUCGCGAGCUAAACAUCGAAACCAAUCUGCAUAACGUCUUCAUCGAGUGGUUCAACGACGUGGUAAUGGAGGCGGUAGAUGAGGACUACAAAAGGAAAGAAACCUACGACUACAACCCACUCAAAAUCGAACAGUUCAUCUCGCAGUCUCUGUGCCAGUCUCCAGUACUGGGAAGGUGUGAGAGUCGAUUUGCCGAACAAGCGGUCCGCAUAAGUCACCAAGCACGCCACACAACAAAUAUCUAUGCACGCAAGUGGCUGAAACAGCAAAUAACGGCAACGCCGGUUUUUCGGCUUCGAGACCCGGGCACUGACGCUCGCAUACUGGAUAGUAUACUCACGAUUGAGGGCCAUUUGCUUGUUUUACAUUACAGCGAAUCCGCCCACAGUCUCGCUGUUACAUGCUACAAGCCAAGCGACCUACCUGAAACCUACCAUACUGAACUACUAUCCUCCAAAGAGACACCUGGCAUGCACGUGAAAGAUGCCAAGUUCUUCGCUGAGAAAGAUGCAAUUCUGAUAUUACGAGAACCGACGACGCUAGUUGUCAUAAAUUUCCUACUUUCCUUGAAUGGUAGAGUUGACGUUACGAGCGUUUCUGAGAGCUCCAUUUCCGAAACUUACGCUUUUGAUUCCCUACAGGUGUCUCAUUCGAAUUUGGUAACCAUGUGUUCAUCUACGGACGAAAAGAUGGCGCUUUACGAAUGUCACGUGAAAAAUCACUAG
This is a messenger RNA of Lachancea fermentati, 1878 nucleotides long. The record is from the annotation of a GenBank genome assembly. Lineage: Eukaryota; Fungi; Ascomycota; Saccharomycetes; Saccharomycetales; Saccharomycetaceae.